AUGAUCCUUCGACGCUCCCGAGGCCUCCUCGCUGAACUCGUGGGUGACCAUAUCCACCCAUUCCGCGUCAAUGUCACUGGCCUGCACUACGGGACCAGCGUGGCUGAUGUACGAGCCCUAUUCAAAGACUACAAGUCUAUUCCUCAAGUUGGUGGAGUUCAGCUGGCAGCGCCGACCUCCCGUGAUAAGGGAACUCCCUUCUUCACCGGCCGAGCUUGGGUUACCUUCGAGAACCCUGAGGAGGCUGUACACGCUUCCGAGGCUAUGAACGGACGCUUUGUACAUAGUGUCGAUGGUGGGUGGCGAAGAGGUGUUGAUUUGGAAAAUGAUAUGAUCCGUUUCAGAGAGGAGAAGUGGCCGCCAGUGCCGGAUGAAUAUCGCUUGCGUAAGGUGACAGCGUUGAAGGCUGUGGGAGGCCGGAAGUUCAAUCACUUCCCGGUCAUGACUCUGAACGAACAGAAGCAUCGUCGUCGAUGGAAGAUAGGCAAUUGGCCGAGGGCCCACAAGGCAUGA
Messenger RNA from Perkinsus marinus ATCC 50983, 513 nucleotides. RefSeq lists its product as hypothetical. Gene Ontology annotation, molecular function: RNA binding. The coding region runs from base 1 to 513 and encodes 170 amino acids. Lineage: Eukaryota; Perkinsozoa; Perkinsida; Perkinsidae. The record is from RefSeq and is a predicted model, not a curated record. The transcript is spliced from 4 exons.